This is a messenger RNA of Lindgomyces ingoldianus, 419 nucleotides long. Its product is annotated as putative DNA-directed RNA polymerases I, II, and III subunit RPABC5. The coding region runs from base 87 to 320 and encodes 77 amino acids. Gene Ontology annotation, molecular function: DNA binding; DNA-directed RNA polymerase activity; zinc ion binding. Gene Ontology annotation, biological process: transcription by RNA polymerase I; tRNA transcription by RNA polymerase III; transcription by RNA polymerase II. NCBI's taxonomy places the organism in Eukaryota, Fungi, Ascomycota, Dothideomycetes, Pleosporales, Lindgomycetaceae. The record is from RefSeq and is a predicted model, not a curated record. Gene Ontology annotation, cellular component: RNA polymerase I complex; RNA polymerase II, core complex; RNA polymerase III complex. The transcript has 4 exons.
ACAAACUUCAUCUUCGUCCAACAACUCCCCACGCCGACCUUACAUUACUUCCUAGCCUUACGCUCUAGUCGCUUCUCCAGCUCGCCAUGAUCAUCCCAGUUCGUUGCUUCUCUUGCGGCAAGCUGAUUGGCGAUCUCUGGGAGCGCUAUCUGAAACUCGUUGAUGACGGGUCAACAGACGGCGCCGCCAUGGACGAGCUCGAACUGCGCCGCUACUGCUGCCGCCGUAUGGUCAUGACCCAUGUCGAUCUUAUCGAGAAACUCCUCAAAUAUAACGCCAGCGAACGAGAACAAAUGCGAGCUAUGAGGAAUCGAUCAUAGCGAGCGAUGUCGAGCAUUGAUACCAAGGGAUACCGAGCUUGUGCUGCAUGCGGAAGGCGUCAUUAGGUUAAAAAAGGGCCACGGAAACUAGAAGUAGAA